Molecule: messenger RNA, 1170 nt
Organism: Phycodurus eques (leafy seadragon)
Lineage: Eukaryota; Metazoa; Chordata; Actinopteri; Syngnathiformes; Syngnathidae
Product: thyrotropin-releasing hormone receptor
Exons: 2
Coding region: 28-1170 (380 amino acids)
Biological process (GO): phospholipase C-activating G protein-coupled receptor signaling pathway
Cellular component (GO): membrane
Molecular function (GO): thyrotropin-releasing hormone receptor activity
Source: RefSeq, a predicted model, not a curated record
AAGAAAGGAAAGUCACAAUAUUCAAACAUGGAGAACCACACGGCCAACAUUCCAAAUGUCACUCAGGUUGUAAAUUUAACGAGAAUGCCUCUGAACCCUUUGGACGAGCAGGUCGUAACCAUAUUCCUGACGCUACUCAUCUGUGGAGUGGGGAUUUCCGGAAACAUCAUGGUGGUGCUGGUGGUGUUGCGGACCAAGCACAUGGUGACCCCGACCAACUGCUACCUCGUUAGUCUGGCGGUGGCUGACCUCAUUGUGCUUCUGACCGCAGGACUGCCCAACAUCUCUGAUGUGGUAGCCUUCUGGAUAUACGGCUACACGGGAUGCUUGUGCAUCACCUACCUACAGUACCUGGGAAUCAACGUGUCCUCCUGCUCCAUCACUGCUUUUACCAUCGAACGAUACAUCGCCAUUUGUCACUCCAUAAAGGCUCAGUUCAUAUGCACUGUGUCGCGAGCCAAGAGAAUCAUUGCUGGCGUGUGGGUCUUCACUUCGCUCUACUGCAUUAUGUGGUUCUUUUUGGUGGACACUGAUGAAACCGUCUACACCAACGGCGUGGUGGUUACCUGCGGCUACCGUGUCUCCAGAAGCCUCUACAUGCCAAUCUACUUCCUGGACUUCACUCUGUUCUAUGUGGUCCCACUCAUGGUGGCGACCGUGCUGUACAGCCUCAUCGCCAGGAUUCUGUUCAUGAGCCCCUCGCAUCUCAACGCCAGAGGCUCGGUUCACCAAGGUCGCUCCAGCGACACUAAGAAGGCCAACAAGGGGGCAGUCUCAGCCAGGAAGCAGAUAACAAAGAUGCUGGCUGCGGUGGUCAUCCUCUUCGCCCUUCUCUGGAUGCCUUACCGCACGUUGGUGGUGGUCAACUCCUUUUUUGACCCUCCAUACCAUAACACGUGGUUCCUGCUCUUCUGCAGGAUGUGCAUCUACGCCAACAGCGCCAUCAACCCCAUCAUUUACAACCUCAUGUCUCAGAAGUUUAGAGCUACGUUCAAGAAGCUCUGCAAGUGUUCUUAUCGACACAAACGGGAGGCGAUAGAAAACAACGUACCCAUGUAUUAUAGCGUGAUUAAGGAUUCCUCCCAUGAGAGCAAUGAACCGAUCACAGAGCAUGAGGAGGUCAAUGGAAGAACCAUCAGGAGGUUCAGUUCAGCAGAUGACGAUGCUUAA